Messenger RNA from Aspergillus costaricaensis CBS 115574, 494 nucleotides. RefSeq lists its product as uncharacterized. The coding region runs from base 120 to 410 and encodes 96 amino acids. The record is from RefSeq and is a predicted model, not a curated record. NCBI's taxonomy places the organism in Eukaryota, Fungi, Ascomycota, Eurotiomycetes, Eurotiales, Aspergillaceae. The transcript has a single exon.
CAUUGGUGUCGGGUGAUUGGGUGGUUUUUCUUUCCUCAGCUUUUCUGUUGGAUUAUCUUUCUCAUUGUUUUUUCCUCCUAUUACUUUUUUUUUUUGUUGCAAGGCGUCUCUACUGAUAGAUGGACGGGAUAUCCUGUGAAUUUGUUCUUUUUGUGUCCCCUCUUCUGAUCCUCCUUGCCUUUUUCAUCAAAUACUUUCUUUCUUACCUUCCCCCACAAACUUCCUCUGAAACAUCUCCUUCUCUCUCCACUAAACCUAUACCAAGCGAAAUUGCUCAUCAGCUCUUGUGUUCCCUAUUUUCUUCUCUCUCUUCUCUUCUGAGGCAUCAGACCCUUUUUCAUAUUAAAUUCAUGUGUCGAAACACACCACACUUGGUUCGAAGAAGAACAUUCCCAUUCAAAAUCAUGUGAUUAUAGACCUCGAGCAGGAUGAGAGGGAAGUCACCCUAAAAAAUUCUAAAUAAGCCUUUAAUUGGAACAUACUUAGUACCACUA